This is a messenger RNA of Nymphalis io (European peacock), 1178 nucleotides long. It is a transcript of the gene mRpL3, whose product is annotated as 39S ribosomal protein L3, mitochondrial. Gene Ontology annotation, cellular component: ribosome; mitochondrial large ribosomal subunit. The coding region runs from base 97 to 1170 and encodes 357 amino acids. Gene Ontology annotation, molecular function: structural constituent of ribosome. The transcript is spliced from 6 exons. Gene Ontology annotation, biological process: translation. The record is from RefSeq and is a predicted model, not a curated record. Lineage: Eukaryota; Metazoa; Arthropoda; Insecta; Lepidoptera; Nymphalidae.
UCUGAUCACGACGGAUUACGAUGAAUACAUUUAUUUUUAGGCGUUUAUAAAAACGUAUGCCUUUACUAGUGAUUUUCUUAAUUAAAUACAUACAAUAUGACCACUUCUAAUAUGAAAUUACUAUGCACCGUGUUAGGCAAGAUGAGAAUUGAUAAUAUAACAACAAGAUCACAUUUCUCACAACCGAGAUUCCGACCUCCGUAUUGGUAUUUACCUAAAGAAAGAGUUAUGAGUGAUGAAUUGCUAACACAAGAAAACAAAGACUUUCUCGAGGAAGUAAAGCAAGAUAAAUUAAAACUCCAAUCAGCCUUAGAAUCCCCACUAGCUAAAGAAGAACCUCAGGAAUUAGUUCAGUGGAAUCCAUUUACACGUCGAGUUGGUCUUAUAGCACGGAAAAUAGGAAAUUAUCCUCUGUGGUCGAAGGAUGGUAAAAAAUUUCAAACCACAUUAUUACAGAUUGUAGACAAUCACAUUAUAAAAUACAUUCCUCCAGAAGAAUUUAAGCCAAUGAAAACAUCUAAAGUUGUUUGGAAGGAAAAACAGAAAUUGGGUUGUCUCUUAGUUGGUUCAGAAACAAUUGACCCUAGCACAGUUACCAAAGAAUAUUGUGGACUUUUUAACAGUGUAGGAAUGUUGCCCAAGAGACACUUAUGCAGAUUUAUGGUCUCACCACAUGCAGCACUUCCAACUGGGACACCAUUGUUCGCAACUCACUUUAGAGUCGGUGAUCAUGUAGACAUCAGAGCUAAAACUAUAGAUCGUGGAUUUCAAGGAGUAAUGAAACGUUGGGGUUUUAAAGGAAUGCCAGCAUCUCAUGGUGUGACAAAAACUCACCGACGGCCAGGAAAUAUUGGAGCUGGAGGUGAAAAAGCUCGAGUUUGGCCCGGUACAAAAAUGCCAGGUCAUAUGGGAAACAGGUGGAGAACAUUACGUGGUGUAAAAAUUCUACGUAUUAAUACAAAGCACAAUAUUCUUUGGAUGCUAGGUGUAGGUAUACCAGGGGAAACAGGAGCAAUGUGUUACUUGUUUGAUACAGUAUUACCAUUAAAAAAAUUAAAAACUCCCCCUCCCUUUCCCACGCACCCUCCUGUUGAAGACCUUCCUAUAGAAUAUCAUGAUGAAUCAAUACAUCUCUUUGAUGAGCCCACAAUAACCUUUGAAGAGUCUUAGUAAAUAGA